AGCCAACCUUCCAUUCACCUGUUGCUGUCCCUCCCUCUUCGUAUCCAUCUCGUCCGUCUUCCUCUCGCUGCAUCUCACCGCACCUCCUCCACCACCAGACCAGGACGCCAAUCUGCCUACCAUGGCACCAGCUCUGCCGCAGUACUGGUGGAUCCUCGCCAUCACCACCGUCGCCUUCUGUUUGAGCGCCUUUGGCAAUGGCGCCAAUGACGUAGCGAACGCCUUUGCCACUUCGGUGGCAGCGCGCUCUCUGACUAUGGCACAGGCGGGAGUCAUUUCCGUCAUCGCAGAGUUCUUUGGCGCCGUUGUGCUUGGGUCCCGCGUGACCGACACGAUCAAGAACGGCAUCAUCGGCCUCGGUCGCUUCCGCAGCAACCCUGCCACCCUCCUCGUCGCCAUGGGCAGCGCCGAGAUAGCUUCUGCGACCUGGCUUUUGACCGCGACAAAGCUCGGCUUUCCCGUGUCAACCACCCACACUAUCGUGGGCGCCCUCAUCGGGGCGGGCAUUGGCGCCCAGUCCUCCAUCACCUGGGAAUGGAAGAAGGGCAGCGUCUCCCAGAUUGCUGCUUCUUGGGUCAUAUCCCCGCUGAUUUCCGCCGCCGUGUCUGCUAUCCUGUUUGCCACGCUCAAGUACGCCGUCCUCGAGCGCAAGGAUGCGUUCAAGAAGGCGCUCAGAGCCAUUCCCUUCUACCUUGCCUUCACCGGCGCCAUCCUGGCUCUCUUCAUCUUGGUCGAGACUCCCGGUGCCCCGGCGCUGGAGGAUCUGGGUGUCGGUGUCGCAUGCGGCAUCAUGUUCGGCACCUUUUUCGGCGUCCUGGCGCUCUCCUACGUCUUCUUCAGGCCGUACUUUCACCGCGUCGUCGUCCUCGCCGACCCCCGGAUCCGCCCUUGGCACCUGCCUCUCGGUCCCCUUCUGUGGCGGGAGAAUCCGCCCUUGUACCUCCCUGGCAAGGCAACCAUGCUGGUCGAUCACUACCAGAGCGCACACGAGAAGUCGUCCACAGACGAACACCAGUCGCCCGUCCUUGACCAGAGCGUCUUGAACACAGGUGCGGAAACGGGUCCGGGCGAGGCGCGGACCCCGAAGCAGGUCACGGAGGAAGGCCAUGCCACCGGGGACCUGGAACGGCAGCCUGCAGAGCCCGUUUUGCGUCCCAUCGUACGGAAGCCCGAGCCGGAAGAGCGCUUCCUCGCCCCGACGGCCCAUCUCCCCUUGUAUCACCCCAGGAGGCUGGCCAGCUACGUCGUCUACUUUCUGCUCCAGGGUGUCACUCGCGACUGCGUGACGCACUCGUCCGCUCACCUGGGCGCGGUGCACGGCAAGGCGCCCCAGUACGACAACCGCAUCGAGCAUCUCUGGACGUACGCCCAGGUCACGAGCGCCAUUAUGAUGUCCAUCGCCCACGGCUCCAACGACGUCGCCAACGCCGUCGGCCCCUGGGUCGCCGUGUACGAGACCUACAACUCCGGAGAGGUUGGCGAGGACAACAGCACACCUGUCUGGAUCCUUGCGAUUGCCGGUCUGCUGCUCGGUGCAGGAUUCUGGUUCAUGGGGCACCACAUCGUCAGGGCACUCGGCAACAAGAUCACCCAGCUCAGCCCCACCAGGGGUUACGCGAUGGAGCUCGGGGCAGCCAUCACGAUCCUGCUUGCGAGUCGCUUGGGGCUGCCCGUGAGCACCACCCAGACGUUGACCGGGGCCGUUGUCGGCGUUUCCUUGAUGAACCUGGAUCUUGGAGCCACCAAUUGGAGGCAGCUCGCCUUCAUCUUCCUGGGCUGGGUUCUGACCCUUCCAUGCGUUGCCACAGUCUCCGGGCUGCUUACCGCCAUGGGCCUCAAUGCCCCAAGUUUCAACUGAGAUACCAGC
Molecule: messenger RNA, 1867 nt
Organism: Emericellopsis atlantica
Lineage: Eukaryota; Fungi; Ascomycota; Sordariomycetes; Hypocreales; Bionectriaceae
Product: phosphate transporter family protein
Exons: 1
Coding region: 122-1858 (578 amino acids)
Biological process (GO): phosphate ion transmembrane transport
Cellular component (GO): membrane
Source: RefSeq, a predicted model, not a curated record